Messenger RNA from Arachis duranensis, 2036 nucleotides. RefSeq lists its product as uncharacterized. The record is from RefSeq and is a predicted model, not a curated record. NCBI's taxonomy places the organism in Eukaryota, Viridiplantae, Streptophyta, Magnoliopsida, Fabales, Fabaceae.
UGUGUUGAUUUUCUUUGAUCACUCUAUUGUUUAUUAUUCUUCUAUUUUUCUUUUAGUGUCUUUUGUUAUGUCAUUGUUUCAGCUUCAACCCUUUAAUGGAAUAUCUCAGCUUGCAGUGGGGAAUCCAUUCCAGCAGAAAAAAUAUGGCAGAAGAACCUUCCUUUGUAGACCACAAGCUGUUGCUUCCAGAACACAGAGGAUAAUGGAGAGUGUUUCAGUGAGUGGAGAAGUUGGUGGGGCUGGGGGAGCAUACUCUUAUGAAGCCUUGAAAAGAUUAGACCAGUUAUGGUCUAACAUAUGCUCUGCUCAAGAAGUUGUGCAAGAACCUCAGCAAGUUGUCUCUACUGUUCCAAGCUCAUUUCGCUCGUCCAAUCUGGCCGACAAAGCACAAGGCUCAUAUGACGUGUUGGUGUGUGGAGGCACUCUGGGGAUCUUCAUUGCAACAGCCUUGUGUGCUAAAGGCCUUAGAGUAGCCAUUGUAGAAAGGAAUGUAUUAAAAGGGAGGGAGCAAGAAUGGAACAUAUCAAGAAAGGAACUUAUGGAACUAGUGGAAGUUGGAGUCCUGGAAGAAGAAGAUAUUGAUAGAGCCACAGCCGCAAAGUUCAAUCCAAAUAGAUGUGGCUUUGAAGGGAAAGGUGACAUCUGGGUUGAGGACAUUCUUAAUCUUGGUGUUUCACCUGUAAAGCUAAUUGAGAUUGUAAAGAAACGUUUUAUCUCCCUUGGCGGAGUCAUCUUUGAGGGUUGCAGUGUUGCCGGCAUUGAUGUAUAUGAGGAUGCUGCAGUUCUGAAACUUUCUGAGGACAAAAUCUUGUUAUCUCGUCUUAUAAUCGAUGCCAUGGGGAACUUUUCCCCUGUUGUAAAACAGAUAAGAUGCGGGAAGAAACCCGAUGGCAUUUGCCUUGUUGUUGGAACUUGCGCACGAGGCUUCGAGAAAAACUCUAACAGUGAUGUCAUAUAUAGCAGUUCAUCAGUAAAGAAAGUAGGGAACUCAAAAGCACAAUACUUUUGGGAGGCAUUUCCAGCUGGAUCAGGUCCUUUGGAUCGCACCACUUACAUGUUCACUUAUGUAGAACCUCAACCGGGAUCACCAAAAUUGGAAGAAUUAUUGGAACAAUACUGGGAUCUGAUGCCAGAAUAUCAGGGUGUUUCGCUCGACGAUUUAGAGAUACUGAGAGUUAUUUAUGGCAUCUUUCCCACAUAUCGCGAGAGCCCUCUACCAUCAGCUUUUAAUAGAGUUUUACAGUUUGGUGAUGCUAGUGGCAUACAAUCACCAGUUUCAUUUGGUGGUUUUGGAAGCUUGACCAGGCACCUUGGAAGACUCUCAUCUGGAAUAUAUGAAGCAAUGAAUGGUGAUUAUCUUGAGUCACAAGACUUGUCUCUUCUGAAUCCAUAAUGGUAUUUUUCUGCAUUAUUUUUUAUCACCAAUGUUCCUGAAGAUUUUAUUAAUGAACUUCUUUAUACCAACUUUAAUUGUAUGCAGAGGCUUGGAGAUCCAGUACUAAGACCAUUUCUACAGGAUGUUGUUCAGUUUGGGCCACUCUCCAAGACAUUGGGACUAGUUAUGUUAACUAAUCCUCAAAUUCUCCCUUCAAUAUUUAAACAGGUUGGUGUUCCUGUGCUUCUUGACUGGUCCAAACACUUUCUGAUGCUUGGUUACUAUACUUUCCUCUCCACCUUUGCUGAUCCUGUUGUGAGGCCAUUCUUGAAUACAUUACCAUCGAAGACGAGUUUCCGGUGGAGGCGGCAUCUAGAGGCCUGGAAAUAUGGAGCUGGUCUUGAUUACAAGCUUUGAAGUAACUUCAAAGAUGCAAAAACAGAUAUGAAGUUGUCAAGAUCGUUUGCUUUUCCCUAACAUCCAAUUUCAGAAGUGGUGCUUGUCAAGAAUGUGCAUUUCAUUUCACUCACUCUUGAUCCUUGUAAAUGAAUAAUGGUGGAAUCUCUAAAAUUGGUCUUGAUUAGGAGGGUACUCAAUUCUUUACGUUAUUUAGGCUUUUUAUGAAUAUACUUGAGUUGUACCAUACAAAACAAUGAAUAUU